AUGGUUUCGAAACCCCCCAUUAAACGUCAUUCUCAAAAACAACCUUAUCGUCGCCAACUCUGGCGAUCUUGGGGUUUAGCCGCUAUCUUUGGGAUUUUAAUGGCCGGCGGUGGUUUGAUCGUAUUUAGAAAGCUUGCCGUUGUCUUUGAUAGCCCUUUGGACUAUGUUAUUUCUUUUCCCAGUGAGAAGACGUGGAAGCAUAAGCUCUACUUGCGCGAGCCAGUCGCAGAGUUUGUAAAGCGAGAUUUAAGUGAGGAGGAGCUAGAACACCACUUUCGGCGCCAUUAUGUGAUUGUUCAGGCCUUGAAGAAGAAUGAGCUUGUGGCUAGUGUGUUUUUAUUGCCAAAAUACUAUCAAACAAGCGAUACGGCUAACCCAGAGCGAUAUCCGGUCUUUGAAAUCUACAAUGUUUAUGUUAGUCCUAAGCAUCGCGGUAAGCGGCUUUCUACUAAGCACCUGUACACAACCUUUAAGUACUUGCAGACGGUCUACAAUGUCGAUAACAGUACUUUGGUUGGACUGCACAUCUCACCAAUAGAUACACAUAUGCCAGUGGCCUAUGCUCUUUAUCGCAGCUCUGGGUUUACCAAUGCGGCCUUUUCUCCCUAUGGCCCGCCUUCUUUCCAGCGGCGCUAUGAAGAUAUCAAAACAAUUCCUUUGGCAGACUACACGGUUAACCAAUUCUUGUUAGCUAAGAUUCCGCCCAAGAAACAAAAUGACCCACCAGCUGCCAAUGGUAAUGAGAAGGAAAAUGAGAAGGAAAAUGACCCGACCGAUGGUAGUAAUCAACCUGUCGUGGAAGACCGCUUUUUGACUUUCUUUGCUGACUUGGAAACCUUUUACUCGGCCGUAGAUAAUCCGACUUACACUUCUAGUGAAUUCCAGACCUUUGUGAAGAAAGGUGCUAGGCUGCAAAAGAAACUACUAUCCGUAUUUAAGUACCAACCCCACUAG
This is a messenger RNA of Nematocida homosporus, 954 nucleotides long. RefSeq lists its product as uncharacterized. Gene Ontology annotation, molecular function: acyltransferase activity, transferring groups other than amino-acyl groups. The record is from RefSeq and is a predicted model, not a curated record. Lineage: Eukaryota; Fungi; Microsporidia. Bases 1 to 954 code for a protein of 317 amino acids. The transcript has a single exon.